Molecule: messenger RNA, 552 nt
Organism: Nicotiana tabacum (common tobacco)
Lineage: Eukaryota; Viridiplantae; Streptophyta; Magnoliopsida; Solanales; Solanaceae
Source: RefSeq, a predicted model, not a curated record
AUGUUGCAACAGGGACACAUCAAAGAGUUGCUGAGCAACAAGGGGAGAAAUAACUUAGCUAGAGGAUGUGAACGUCAAGGCCCGCCGAAGCCACCAUCACCAGCUCACACUAUCAACAUAAUCAUCAGUGGCAACGAUAAUGCCUCCAUCAACGAAGUUAAAUUCACUGUCACUCACAAGCUCAAAAGAUCUACCACCCACGAACGGUAUAACAUACUUGAAGAAAGUAUCAUCUUUGACGAAUCAGAUGCCGACGGUUUGACUCCUCACAAAGAUGCUCUCGUCAGUUCUUUGCAUAUUUUAUAUAGUAAUGUCAAACGUAUCAUGGUGGACGAUGGGAGUAGAGCGUGCAUUAUCCAUCCCCUAGUCCUCACCCAGAUGAGACUCGAGGACAAGAUAGUGCCACGCUACAUCAUACUAACUGAUUUUAAUAAUGUAGUUGAACGGACAUUGGGAGAAAUUACACUCCCCGUCUUGGCCGGCAGCAUAACGCUGGAGAUGACAUUCCACAUCAUGGACCAGGCCACCGCAUAUAAUUCCAUAGUAGGAUGA